Verticillium alfalfae VaMs.102 is the source of this 1152-nucleotide messenger RNA. RefSeq lists its product as hypothetical. NCBI's taxonomy places the organism in Eukaryota, Fungi, Ascomycota, Sordariomycetes, Glomerellales, Plectosphaerellaceae. The coding region runs from base 1 to 1152 and encodes 383 amino acids. The transcript is spliced from 3 exons. The record is from RefSeq and is a predicted model, not a curated record.
AUGGCAUUGCGUUGUCUCUCGCAAACCACAAAGAGUUCUAGCACGAGCGAUCGGAUACGCGAGCAGGCCGGAGCUUCACUGGCGCGCCAGGAGCCGUCUCGUCGUAGCUUCGCACAACAAGGAAGCCUCUGGUGUGCUACGGCUGUGGGACCUCGAAUCUACGAUUAUGCUGCGGCCUCCCUGCCACCGGAUGAUCAGUCCAUCGGCCCAUUCCCAACCAAAGGUUCAUGGGUUCUAUCCCUGUAUCAGCCCUUUGCCCGACCCACGGCCACACGAAAACCGAUUCUGGAUGCAGCCUGGAUAUCGCACGGCCGCGCAGUGUUCGCUCUCCUGGCCGAUGGCUCCUGGGGCAUCUGGGAUAUUGAGGGCGCCAGCCCACUGGGCUCAACACUCCUGGGCAAGCAGAGCUCGGGCAUCCAAGGUGCGGCGCUGACUGCCUUCAGCGUAUUUGGGCAGAUCGAGGGCACGAGUCCGCUUCGCAACGCGGUCAACGGCGCAAGAUCCAGUGGCGAUUUCGUCCCGUUGACACCACAUAGCCGGCGCGACGCUGCCGCGUCACUCAAUGCCGUCACAACCCCCGAAAAGCUCGCCAGUAUCAAGGGCGGCGUGACGGUGACACCACUACCGACUAGAGGCUCGCAGUCGGGUGACGAGAGCGUCGUGGUCUGGAUCGGAGGACACGACAACGUCUCCGUCAUCCCUGCCGUUUCUCGAUUCUGGGACGCGCAGCUGCGAAGGAGCUCCGGCGGAGGAGUGAACCUGUUCAGCGGCACGACACCUACGCGGAUGGUCCGACUCCAAGACCUGGCGACUGGACUUCUAGGCGAGCGCUGCUGCGGCGUGAGUGCCGCCGUCGACUUUGAGAAGCUGCAUGAAAAUGACGGCGGUCUGCGAAUCGAAGUGCUCAUCCAAGGCGAGAGCCGUCUGGUCAUCGUUCGAGAGUCUGAGGAGGGCGUGGGCACCAAGGUCUGCGCGGCAUCAUCCGGCUUCGGAUUCAACCUCGACGCCGCGGCCGACGUGGAAGAGGACGUGGAACGCGAUGUCGAGGCUGAGAUGCUGGAUAUUAUGGAGAUUGACCGUGCUCUGGACAGCCUAGACGAUGACCGGGGCAGCGGGCGGAAGAAGGUCUUUUUCGAAGACCAAUUCACUUGA